This is a messenger RNA of Protomyces lactucae-debilis, 1362 nucleotides long. RefSeq lists its product as uncharacterized. The transcript has 3 exons. NCBI's taxonomy places the organism in Eukaryota, Fungi, Ascomycota, Taphrinomycetes, Taphrinales, Protomycetaceae. The record is from RefSeq and is a predicted model, not a curated record. The coding region runs from base 264 to 1133 and encodes 289 amino acids.
CAUCAAAGUCUCUUGUUUUCUGCUGAUGCCAGGACCAGGCCAUAGCAGGGCGAUUCAAGUGAAGGUCUAAGUGCAGGUCUAUACCUUAAAAUCCAUCUCGUCAUUGUCGCCAAAGAUCACGACCAGAGAGAGACACGGCACAGUGUCACGGACCAUAUCUACGGCCUUCGCAACCUUCAUUCAUUCAGCAGACAAUCCCGGCUCCGAGCACAAAGUAUCAUUUCGCCUGAGAGUUCCGCUAGCCCUAUUGGAGCGAGCACACCAUGUCUGCGCAUGCGUUCGUCGCACAAGUCUCCGACAACAUCUCAACAGGCUAUGCGAAGCUAUCGACGCGCGCCCUGACGCGCUACAUCGCCGUUGCUGCGGGUCUAUUAACUAUUUUUGGCUGGGCCAGUUAUACUUUAUCACCAUCAGACGUCUACAGUCAAAUACCAGGCUUAAAGAGCAGCGCAUCACAUGUGUUAGGACCCGAGCAGUACCUCACAGAUGGUACUUCCAUACGACUGAACUAUACAAAAGUCGCUACAAUCAUCGAGUUGCGCGACUUGCCGCAUUUGUCGAAUUGUUUGCUCAAUUACCUGACCGUUGCACCAAAAGAUUGGCCAGUUGUAGCAUGGCUGUCAGAGGACAAUAUCAGGAGUAUUCAGGAGGCACCUCUACUUCAGCCGGACAUCCGCUCUGGACGGCUCAAUUUGACAAUCAUGCCGCCAGAGUCCAUUGUUGAUGGUGGCGAUGCGCUAUCGCAUUUCUUGACACAGCCAUGGUUUUGGCACCAAUUUCAUCCAUUAGCAGAAUGGAUGCUCUUCUUUCAAGAAGAUUCUGUGCUUUGCUCGCGCUCAACAGAUUCAAUCGACAACUGGCUCGGCUUUGACUGGGUCGGUGGCAAUACAUUCUGGUCACGCGCCGGUAAAGGUGCGAAUGGUGGCCUCAGUAUGCGCAAGUUGAGCACCAUCAAAUUCAUCACUGAACACAUGCCAAAUACAUUCAACACAGCAGAAGAUGUCUUUUACAUGGAACGAAUGCUUUCUCUUCAGCAUGACGACAAGGAGUACACCGACGUGCCUUUCCCAGGCGAGAUUGUCUUUCCGAUAGAUCGACACUUGAAUCAAGCGGCGGAAGUGUCGCUGAGCUGAUUCUGUCUGGUUAUCAACCGGGUAUACAAGACUUGAGUGAGAAGAACCGAGUUCUCAUUCACCACUGUCCUGAGAUUCUGCGACUUCUCAUCCUCUAAUGGACGCUCCAUAUUAUGCUCUGCAUCGUACUGUCUCUUCUCUGUUGUAUAGUUAAAGUAAAGAGUCAUAGUCUUGCCCCUGGGCACUGUCUUGAGCAAAAUGUGACUGCAUGACUUUCCUUUCCCCCUCG